GGUUUUGGCGCCACCACCGUCAUGGCAUCGAACCCAAACUCGGUGCUCGUCAAGGCCAAGGCUCCGUGGUGGUCCCUUGGCUGGCUCGCGGCCAUUUCUGAGAAGUACGCUUUUCGCGACAAGAUCAACCGCGUCCUCGUCGUCAUCGCCUACGUCAUUGGUGUCCUCGUUGUCGUUCUUGUUGCCAUCGAUGCGAUCUGCAACAACUGGGCCAUCAUCGACUUUGUGGGUGACGGUAACGAGUUCAUUACGCCGGUUGCCAACACGGAAGGCGCGGCCGACCUCGUCGAAACCUACGCGUUCCGACACGGUGGAGACCUCGCGAGUCUUUCCAGCAUCGGUCUAUGGAUGACCAACUAUACGAUCGCGAACCUUGGCGCGCUCAACUCGGACAUUUACCUCCUCUCGACGUCGGAGUUUGAGAUUGAUGCGAGGAUCAACAUUUGCAGCCGCUUCUCGGGCAAUUACAGCGUCGACUUGGCUGCGAAAAAUCCGUUCAAGCUCGGCGUCGCGUUUGAUUUGAUUUCAUUUUUGCGCGGCAGCUCAAUUACCAUUGCCUUUACGGACGAAGCCACGUCCAACUUGGGCAAUCGCAGCAUGGGAAGCGCCGAGCUGCAGCGACGCGGGUACGCGGCCGCGCGCCUCGGCGCCGACGUCCGUCUCACGCAGUUUAUCAAGCUUGAAAACACAUCAAACGUACAAGUCCAAAUCGUGCCCGUGUGGGAAAUCUUUGCCAAGGGCUACUGCACCGGGUGCAUUCCGAUUGCCGAGCUCGGGCGAGGUAGUUGCAACUUUAGUAUGACGUAUACCGAUGCCAACAAGACGCUCAACGUGCUCGCGCGGCCGAUGCCUGGGUCGCUGCAUCGACAUGGCCUUCUCAUUCGCCAAAAUUCGUUCAGCACGGCGUCCCACUGGAUCAAAUUCAUUGCGCUCUUCUUCGCCGCCGGCGGGUACCUCGCGAGCCGCCGGACCGUUCAGUGGCUCGAGGUCGACCCGACAAAGCCGGACACGAUCUUUACACGGGCGCUGCAGACGGUCGUGCCCAAGUGCUUUCCGCAUCUGAGCCACGCACUGCGCUUUGAUAUGUUCUGCUACAACUCGGACUUGUUUGUGACGCUCUUUUGCAUCUCGAUCAUCCUCGACAUGCAGAGUUCGCUCAUUUUCAUCCGCGAAGUCAACGUGUACAACGCGAUCAAGCCGCAGUUCAUCAUGAGCGUCCGUCUCUUCUCAUUGAGUUUGCGUCUUCUCUGGCUCAAUUGCGGCAUUCUCAAGCUCUGCAAGAUUGGCUUGAGUGUCGUGAGCACGGCUACAUACUGCGGCGAGAGCCGCUUCAUGGGCUUCUUCAACUUGACGAGCGUCACAUCGCUGUAUCUGAGCGCGAUCUUGCUCUUUUACAUUCCCGAUUACAUCGAGUACAACAACAGCGUCCGCCAAGAUUUGUUUGGCAGUGUCGAGAACCUCGAUGGGACGCCCGUGAGCUUUUACGACAGCUUCUACUUUCGCGUGAGUUAUGCGAUUGUGAUUGGUUUGAUUGCCAACAUUCUCUUGAUCACGCUUCUGGACCAAGUGGUGAAUCGUCCGUUUUGGAAGCUCAUGGCGCGCAACAGCCUCGGUCGUCAAGCGCUCUUCAACAGCACGUCGAUCUUAUGCGACUAUAUUUCCGACGUCCGCGAAGACAAGAAACAUCGGGCAGCCAUCAUCAUCUGUAAGGCGCGACGUCUGAGCACGCUGCAGUGGUUCUUCAUGACGCACAUGUUUACAUUCGGGUUGCCCGAGAAGGAAUUGCGCGUCAAAGCCAAGUUCCAACCCACGACGCAAGGCACGACUGCGGCCGGGGAAACAGGACCAGGCAAAGAAAUGUGCAUGGUGGUCCAAGACGGCAACUGCCACAUUCACCUUCUCGACGACCAGCUCGCCGACGUCAAGAGCCUUGUGUACAACAUCAAGGUGCUCAAGGACACGACGGUCGUCAUCAAGUAGACAUGUACACUAGGACAAGAUGUCCAUUGCAUACUUUAUAUAUAAGCUACGAUAUAGCCUACGCUGCAUGUUCA
Messenger RNA from Saprolegnia parasitica CBS 223.65, 2054 nucleotides. RefSeq lists its product as hypothetical. NCBI's taxonomy places the organism in Eukaryota, Oomycota, Saprolegniomycetes, Saprolegniales, Saprolegniaceae. The transcript has a single exon. The coding region runs from base 22 to 1980 and encodes 652 amino acids. The record is from RefSeq and is a predicted model, not a curated record.